CACCUCUCAAGCCGUGCAUCACCUGAGAGGAGAAGAGUGACUCCGCCAACAUGGGGGACAAAGAUGACCGAUCCCCCAAGAAGAAGAAGGGGGGAACCAAGGACAUGGAUGACCUGAAGAAGGAAGUGCCCAUUACGGAGCACAAGAUGUCCGUGGAGGAAGUAUGCAGGAAAUUCCAGACUGAUAUUGUCCAGGGAUUGACUACUGCCAAGGCUGCAGAGUUUCUGAUCAGGGAUGGUCCCAACGCUCUCACCCCUCCUCCCACCACCCCAGAGUGGGUCAAGUUCUGUCGUCAGCUGUUUGGUGGAUUCUCCGUCCUGCUAUGGACUGGCGCCAUCCUCUGCUUCCUGGCCUACGCCAUCCAGGCAGCCACUGAGGAAGAACCCGCAGGAGACAAUUUGUACCUAGGUAUCGUGCUCACAGCUGUCGUCGUUAUUACCGGUUGCUUCUCAUACUUCCAAGAGGCCAAGAGCUCCAAAAUCAUGGAGUCCUUCAAGAACAUGGUGCCUCAGCAAGCUUUGGUGAUCCGUGAGGGUGAGAAGGUACAGAUCAACGCUGAAGAAGUGGUGGCCGGAGAUCUGGUUGAAGUGAAAGGAGGAGACAGGAUCCCUGCCGAUAUCCGUGUGGUUUCAGCUCAUGGCUGCAAGGUGGAUAACUCCUCCCUAACAGGCGAGUCAGAACCUCAGAGCAGGUCACCUGACUGUACCCAUGACAACCCCUUGGAGACCCGAAAUGUUGCUUUCUUCUCCACCAACUGUGUGGAAGGCACAGCACGCGGCAUUGUAAUCUGCACCGGAGACCGCACAGUCAUGGGUCGCAUUGCUACUCUGACCUCUGGCCUGGAGACCGGCAAAACCCCCAUCGCUAAAGAGAUUGAGCACUUCAUCCACAUCAUCACAGGUGUGGCUGUCUUCCUGGGUGUCACAUUUUUCAUCUUGGCCAUCAUCCUGGGUUACUCCUGGCUGGAAGCUGUCAUCUUCCUUAUCGGCAUCAUUGUGGCUAAUGUGCCUGAGGGUCUGCUGGCCACUGUCACUGUAUGUCUGACCCUGACUGCCAAACGUAUGGCUAAGAAAAACUGCCUGGUGAAGAACUUGGAGGCUGUGGAAACCCUGGGUUCCACCUCCACCAUCUGCUCCGACAAGACAGGCACCCUGACCCAGAACAGGAUGACUGUGGCCCACAUGUGGUUCGACAACCAGAUCCACGAGGCUGACACCACCGAGGAUCAGUCUGGUGCAUCAUUUGACAAGAGCUCAGUGACAUGGAUUUCUCUGUCUCGUAUCGCUGCUCUGUGUAACCGUGCUCAGUUCAAGGGAGGACAAGAUGGAUUGCCCAUCCUGAAGCGUGACGUGGCUGGUGAUGCCUCAGAGUCCGCCCUGCUGAAGUGUAUUGAGUUGUCCUGUGGCUCUGUCAGGGCGAUGAGGGAUAAGAACAAGAAGGUGGCUGAGAUCCCCUUCAACUCCACCAACAAAUACCAACUUUCAGUGCAUGAGACAGAGGACCCCAAUGACAACCGCUACCUGCUGGUGAUGAAGGGAGCCCCUGAGAGGAUCCUAGACCGUUGCACCACCAUCAUGCUGCAGGGCAAAGAGCAGCCUAUGGAUGAAGAGCUGAAGGAAUCUUUCCAGAAUGCCUAUAUGGAGCUGGGAGGACUGGGAGAGAGAGUUUUGGGUUUCUGCCAUGUGAUGCUGCCAGAGGACCAGUACCCAAAAGGCUUUGCCUUUGACACUGAUGAUGUCAACUUCCAGACAGACAACCUUUGCUUCGUUGGCCUCAUGUCCAUGAUUGACCCUCCCCGUGCUGCUGUGCCUGAUGCUGUUGGCAAAUGCCGAUCUGCUGGUAUCAAGGUCAUUAUGGUUACUGGAGAUCACCCAAUCACAGCCAAGGCCAUUGCCAAGGGUGUGGGCAUCAUCUCUGAGGGCAAUGAGACAGUGGAGGACAUUGCAGCUCGUCUCAAUAUCCCUGUUAGCCAGGUCAAUCCCAGGGAUGCCAAGGCCUGUGUGAUCCAUGGUACAGACCUGAAGGAUCUGUCUCAGGAUCAGAUGGACGACAUCUUGAGGAAUCACACGGAAAUUGUCUUUGCCAGGACCUCCCCACAGCAGAAGCUGAUCAUUGUAGAGGGUUGCCAGCGACAGGGCGCCAUUGUGGCUGUGACAGGUGAUGGUGUGAAUGACUCUCCUGCACUGAAGAAGGCUGACAUUGGUGUUGCCAUGGGAAUCUCUGGCUCCGACGUGUCCAAACAGGCCGCUGACAUGAUCUUGCUGGAUGACAACUUUGCCUCUAUUGUCACUGGAGUGGAAGAAGGCCGCUUGAUCUUUGAUAACCUGAAGAAGUCCAUUGCCUACACCCUGACCAGCAACAUCCCAGAGAUCACCCCCUUCCUGUUGUUUAUCAUGAUCAACAUUCCUUUGCCACUGGGAACCAUCACCAUCCUGUGUAUUGACUUGGGAACUGACAUGGUUCCAGCUAUCUCACUGGCCUAUGAAGCAGCUGAGAGCGACAUCAUGAAGCGUCAGCCCAGGAACCCAUUCAGGGACAAGCUGGUCAAUGAGAGGCUUAUCAGCAUUGCCUACGGACAAAUUGGUAUGAUCCAGGCUCUGGGAGGCUUCUUUGCCUACUUUGUGAUCUUGGCUGAAAAUGGUUUCCUGCCCUCUCGACUUGUAGGCAUCAGGCUUAACUGGGAUGACCGCUCAGUCAACGACCUGGAAGACAGCUAUGGACAGCAAUGGACAUAUGAGCAGAGGAAGAUUGUAGAGUUCACAUGUCACACAGCCUUCUUCGUCAGUAUUGUGGUGGUGCAAUGGGCUGAUGUCAUUGUUUGCAAGACCCGACGUAACUCUGUGUUCCAGCAGGGCAUGAGGAACAAGAUCUUGAUCUUUGGCCUGUUUGAAGAGACAGCCCUGGCUGCCUUCUUGUCCUACUGCCCAGGCAUGGAUGUGGCACUCAGGAUGUACCCCCUAAAACCUUCCUGGUGGUUUUGUGCAUUCCCCUAUAGUUUUCUCAUCUUCGUUUAUGAUGAAAUUCGAAAACUUCUCAUCCGCAGGAACCCUGGAGGUUGGGUGGAAAGGGAGACAUACUAUUGAUCGAUGGAGCAUCUUUGCUCAAACCCCCCACAUCUUCCACUUAUUUCUCCCCCCUGUCACUCCAUCCCUGGCAAGACAUACCUCCAGAUGCC
This is a messenger RNA of Scomber scombrus (Atlantic mackerel), 3175 nucleotides long. It is a transcript of the gene atp1a3b, whose product is annotated as ATPase Na+/K+ transporting subunit alpha 3b. Gene Ontology annotation, molecular function: ATP binding; P-type sodium:potassium-exchanging transporter activity; ATP hydrolysis activity. The coding region runs from base 51 to 3083 and encodes 1010 amino acids. Lineage: Eukaryota; Metazoa; Chordata; Actinopteri; Scombriformes; Scombridae. The transcript has 22 exons. Gene Ontology annotation, cellular component: membrane. Gene Ontology annotation, biological process: potassium ion import across plasma membrane; intracellular potassium ion homeostasis; sodium ion export across plasma membrane. The record is from RefSeq and is a predicted model, not a curated record.